Messenger RNA from Tarenaya hassleriana, 1572 nucleotides. Its product is annotated as dof zinc finger protein DOF3.1-like. Gene Ontology annotation, molecular function: DNA-binding transcription factor activity; DNA binding. Gene Ontology annotation, biological process: regulation of DNA-templated transcription. Bases 646 to 1572 code for a protein of 308 amino acids. The transcript has a single exon. The record is from RefSeq and is a predicted model, not a curated record. Lineage: Eukaryota; Viridiplantae; Streptophyta; Magnoliopsida; Brassicales; Cleomaceae.
UCUCCCCCCCCCCUCUCUCCUCUUGACCAAACCCAGAAUCUAGAGAGAGAGUGUUCGAUUCGUCAUCUACAGAUAAGAACCGUUUCUCUCUCUAAACAAAGCAUAUAUCUUCAUUCCAUUCUCUCUCCUUCCCACCACUUGAAGAUUCGAUCUUUUUUUUUGGCAGUGUUCUCUGAUUGUCAAGAGAAAAAAAAAGGGCGUCUAUUCCAGCAUAAAUUUAUCCCAAAUCUCUUUUUUUGCGUGGAUGAUAUUUUUUGUUCUUCAGAAACUGUUCCCAUUCCCAUCUUGGAGAAAAAAAAGUUUGUCUUUAUUUCCAUUUUACUGAAUUUUCGUGGAAAAAGGCGAGCCCUUUUUUCUAGGUUGUAAGAAAAACACAAAACUGUGUUAAAAACGUAACCUUUGGUUUUGUUUUACGUAAAAGGUCUUUCUGUUCUUCAGAAAGUAUUUCUGUUUUAGGAAAAGUUUGUCUUUUUGUUCUUAUCUCCUCUAGUUUCUUGAAUCAUCGAAGAAAAACACAAACCAUUCAAAAUCCUUAUAGAUCUUACGGUUCUUCAGUUUCCCGAAUCAUCAAAGACGAACUUUUUCGGUGACAGAAUUUUUUGGGGGAAAACGUUGUAAGAAAGAAGCCAUUUUUUUCCCAGGAAAAUGCAGGAUCAGUCAGCAGGAUCGUAUUACCAAGCGAUGAUGCUGAAACAGCCACAGUUUCCAGAGCAAGAACAACUAAAGUGCCCUCGAUGUGAAUCGAUGAACACGAAAUUCUGCUACUACAACAACUACAAUCUCUCGCAGCCUCGCCACUUCUGCAAGAGCUGUCGGCGAUACUGGACCAAAGGUGGAGCCCUCCGCAACAUCCCCAUCGGCGGUGGCUCUCGCAAGAACACCAAACGGUCCAAAAAGACCCCCUCCGUCAAAAACCCAGAUCAGAAUUCCGGGUCUGGGUCGUCUAGGGUUCCGGGUCAGGGCCAUGAUCCGGCCGGACUGAUGUACGGUUUGCAGAUCGGAGAUCAGGACGUGAAGGGUGCGGAUUUGGGGGGGAGUUUUAGAUCUCUGUUGGCCUCGAAUAUGCAGCUCGGAGGGAUUAUUCUUGACGGGUUCGGAGAAACCGGGUCGGGUUGGGACCUGGGCUUGGGUUUGCCGCGGAGCGACUCGGUCAACGACGAGGGGAGCUGUCGGCGAUACUGGACCAAAGGUGGAGCCCUCCGCAACAUCCCCAUCGGCGGUGGCUCUCGCAAGAACACCAAACGGUCCAAAAAGACCCCCUCCGUCAAAAACCCAGAUCAGAAUUCCGGGUCUGGGUCGUCUAGGGUUCCGGGUCAGGGCCAUGAUCCGGCCGGACUGAUGUACGGUUUGCAGAUCGGAGAUCAGGACGUGAAGGGUGCGGAUUUGGGGGGGAGUUUUAGAUCUCUGUUGGCCUCGAAUAUGCAGCUCGGAGGGAUUAUUCUUGACGGGUUCGGAGAAACCGGGUCGGGUUGGGACCUGGGUUUGGGUUUGCCGCGGAGCGACUCGGUCAAAGACGACGGCGGCGGCGGCGGCUGGACUGAUCACGCAAUGAACAGAGUGGAGAAGAGUUGA